Molecule: messenger RNA, 815 nt
Organism: Ostertagia ostertagi
Lineage: Eukaryota; Metazoa; Nematoda; Chromadorea; Rhabditida; Trichostrongylidae
Source: the annotation of a GenBank genome assembly
CCAAGCUGCUGCGCGUGCAGGGCCGCGUGCCGGAGGCGCUGAAGGAGAUCGACGCCGCGGCCAAGGUGCUGGAGCUGGCCGACCUGAGCAACGCCGACCCGAUGGGCAAGGUCAGCAUCCCGAGCGAGGCGGCGGCGCUGCUCAUCAUGCGGGGGCAGCUGACCGGCCAGCUCGUCGUCAAGAAGGAGGCGCCGCUGGCCGACGCCUUUGCCGCACUGGACCACGCUGCCGCGCUGAUGACGCCGCUGCUCGACCAACGCCCGAUGCUGGAGGCGCUGGACCUCAGCGACGGCACGCCCACCGACCCCAAGGCCUAUGCGCAGAUCCUCACCAACCUGGGCGUGAUCCACGGCGCCAAGGCCAAGAUCCUGCAGAACAUUGGCGAGUGGGACCAGUCGGUGCCGGAGGCGCAGGAAGCCGUGCGGCUCGACAAGGCCGCCGUCGCCUACGACCCCAAGCCCACGAUCUGGAAGGACACGCUGACCAUCGAGCUCAACAACCUGGCGCUGGGCCUGAUCCACCAGAAGCGCUUCCCCGAGGCGCUGGCCGCCGCCGAGGAAAGCCGCGCGACGGCGCUGCUGCUGAUCGAGCAGGACGGACCCAAGAGCCGCUGGGUCGGCAUGCUGCCCCGCCUGGCCAUCCAGCGCGGCCGCGCGCUGGCCGGCGUGGGGCGGCAUGCAGAGGCGCUGGCGGCGUAUGAGGAAGGCGUGAGCUACUGGACAUCCGUGCUCAAGGCGCCGCCCAACGAAGGCGCCAAGGCGGAGGCCGAGAAGGCGCUGGCCGUGCUAAGGACGCAACAGGCGGCGUCGCGAUAG